Molecule: messenger RNA, 4842 nt
Organism: Oreochromis aureus
Lineage: Eukaryota; Metazoa; Chordata; Actinopteri; Cichliformes; Cichlidae
Product: transcription factor Sp6-like
Exons: 2
Coding region: 317-1237 (306 amino acids)
Biological process (GO): regulation of transcription by RNA polymerase II
Molecular function (GO): DNA-binding transcription factor activity, RNA polymerase II-specific; RNA polymerase II cis-regulatory region sequence-specific DNA binding
Source: RefSeq, a predicted model, not a curated record
ACCUGUGCGCCAAAACUCUGACAGCCUUUCACCUCACCUGGACCGUCUGCGAUGGAGAAAAGCAGAUGAAAUAUGAUGAGGAUUUUACUUUUCUGCGCGCAUUUUUCCAACAAGGGCAAGAGCAGCGGAGCAGAGCCGAGACAGAGUUUACUUCCAAAAGAAAAUCACAGCGGCAGCACCUCUGUAGGGCGGACAGGUUUUUAAUGCGUCACCAUCCUGUCAUGUGGUAAUCAUCUCAGUGUAACCCAAAAGACACUGAACAACACUUUGAGCAGGUGACCUCAUCCACAGAUUUGCACCUGCACGAGCUGCUCACAUGGCCCACCCGUACGAGCCCUGGUUACGGACAGCACCACCUAGUGGCAGCUCAGACGACAUGAACAUCGCUUCCUGGUGGGACCUUCACAGAGACGUCCAAGCAGGCAGUUGGAUAGACCUACAGACGGGUCAAGGUGUGGGCCUGCCUUCAGUGAAUCCAGGCGGCUCCAUGGGUUUGCAGCCUUCUCUGGGGCCCUAUGGCUCUGACCCACAGCUGUGCACCCUGCCCCCGGCUCAGCACGCUCCACCCUCGCAACCAUCCCAUCUCUUCCCCCAGGACGGCUUCAAGAUGGAGCCACUAGCCCCCGAAAUGCUGCAGCAAGAAACCUUCUCAAUGGAGGAACCUCAGGAGACGUCUGUGUCAGCUCGCCCCAAGCCCCAGCGCCGCUCUUCUUCCAGAGGCGGCAGCCAGGCUGUGUGCCGCUGCCCUAAUUGUGUCCACGCUGAGCAAAUGGGCCAGAGCACUGACGACAGCAGAAGGAAGCACAUGCACAAUUGUCACAUCCCCGGCUGUGGCAAAGCCUAUGCCAAGACCUCCCAUCUGAAGGCUCACCUGCGCUGGCACAGCGGAGACAGGCCGUUCGUCUGCAACUGGCUGUUCUGUGGCAAGAGGUUCACGCGCUCUGAUGAACUACAGCGACACCUACAGACGCACACUGGCGCCAAGAAGUUCAGCUGCGCAUUAUGUCCCAGAGUGUUUAUGCGCAACGACCACCUGGCCAAGCACAUGCGCACGCACGAGUCCCCACCAGGACAAGGGGAGGACAGGCUAAACGGAGAUGGGAGGGGGGAUAAGAGCUUUGAUGCAUCUACACCUCCCCAGUCAUCCUCAAAUGUGUCUGACAGCACAGAUCCUCCACUGAAGCUGAAGUGUGAGACAGACGCCUCCGUCUCCAGCGUGACGGGGCAGUCGGGCUAGCUGCGUCGCGUUCAGUUAAAGGGUUGCCAUCACCUCACAGAGGUGUCAUAGUUUCAUGAUAGAUUAGAGAGUAGAAGGAAGGUAUGAACACUCUUUCACUGAUGAACACUGAUGGAACAAAAAAUAUGUAUGUGUGGUCCUGUGAAUUUAUCACACAAAUGUGAUAAACCGUGAUGCCACGGCACGCUGAAAAGCAGGAAUCCUAUUGAUCUUGUGUGUAAACCUUUCGUCUGUGACUACUAAAGGUGAAAGGUGGCGAAGGAGGCGAUGGAGCUGAAGCUGCAGCUUGUUGCUGGACUUCGAUUGCUGCUAGCGCUACAGCCACCAGUAGCCCAAGAGACUGACAUGAGUUCAUGAGAAGGUGGUUAGGUAGCUUGUUUACAAUCAGAUCAAAUGUGUAACUGGAAGAAAAGAGCAUUGAGUUUAACAGUUUCAAGGAAAGCAGACAGUAAUAUUGAUAUUUUCCUUAUGUUAAGACUGUUACCACACGUGUGUGUAGCCUACUGUACUGGAAGAAGAUGUAGGUUAGCAGCCAUUUGAAUGGGUGAAAGUCCAGAAGACCAAAGAGUGUGACAAUGAUUAAAAUGGUCUGUAAUCCAAAGGAAAUACAACUUUAAUGUUGUACUAUGGCCAAAAUAAGGCUGGUGAUAAUAUAAUAUAAUAUAAUAUAAUAUAAUAUAAUAUAAUAUAAUAUAAUAUAAUAUAAUAUAGAAAAUUAUGCACUACAAUGGCUAGUGUUUACCAAAAUACUGUGUUUAUGUCACUGCUACAGUGGCACUUAUUAACACACAGUAGGAGAAUGUGAACAGGUGUUCCACUGGGAGCGCAACAAAGAAAAAAACUACUACAGUGAUGUGAAAAACUCACAAGGACGGAGGCUGAAUGGCGGGCGGAUGGGAAAUGCCGGCUGGUGAAAUGAAGCCCGGUUUCUGUCGAGACACGCCGAUGAGAGAAGUCACAUCUGGCAGCAAGACAAACACAACUCCACAGAUCGGCCCUGUCAACACGACAGGCUUGCACAGAGAAAUACUCCUUCUGCUACAUCUGCCAUUUAAGGUUAAGGAUAGAGCUGAUGUUCUUACUUUUUUAUGAGUUGUGGCUAAAACACAACCAAACCGUGGCCCCAACAUUAAAUGGGUCACUGACGAUGACUGCUAAGAGGUUUAUCCGGAGCCCGAUGCAGUCCCGCCAUUUAAAGCUGCAUUUAACUGCAGCUUUUGUAACAAUGGCUCAAAUGUGUAAUGUGAAAGAGCUCACUUGAUGAGUCACCACUCAUUCAUCUCAUCUGUACUCUAUGUUUUAGCAUCUUUUAGGUCAUUGUUUUGGUUUAUCUGCCCUCACCUUUACUGUUGUUUCAGCUUCACCCAUGAAUCAUGCUUCCAGCUCACUGCUGCCUCUAAACAGACAGAGCAAGCAACUCGCUGCAAAACAUAAAACUACAAAACUUUAUUUUAUUUUUUUUAAUAAAAGGGAGUCAAUAUUAAACUCACAAUAUUCAAGGGGCAAAAAAUACACUAUAUGGACAAAAGUACUGGGCCACCUACACAUUGCAUCUGCAGCAGCUCCCAGUGCACAGUUUUUGUGCUGAUGUUAAUGCCAAUUUUUUCAGUGUCUGUAAAAGCAGACUGCCUGGCGAGGUGCUUGAUGUUACACAGCUGUGCCAAUGCAACUGAAAACACCUAAAUUCAAAGUUUAAGACGUGCGGCUCAGUACUUUUACAAAUAUAGGGUAUAAUUCUAAAAAUCAAAUACAGAUUUAAAAUACACCAGCAUUUACUGGUUUUCCUGCUGCCCCCAAGAGGCCAAAAUUAAAAUAACACAAAAGAAAAUCUUUAAAAAAAAACAAAAAAAAACAACAACAUUUUUUUUAAAAGCAUAAAGAUGGACAUUGCCACCGUGAUAAAGUAAUGGUUUUGCACUCAUUAGCACCAUGUUGUUUUUUGUUUUGUUUUGUUUUUUGUUUGUUUGUUUUUUUAGCUAGAAGUAACCGUGUAUGGAUAAAAGGGCGGAGUGCUAAGUUAUCAGCAAACUGUAAAGCUCACGUGUCAGUCAACACAGCUGCACCAUUAACUUAAUUAAACAAGUAGAUGAGUUCUAAAAACAAAAUUUUUUAUGAAAAGAGAGAAAAAAAACACUUUUGGAGUCCCUCAAGUGGACAUUAGAGGUACUGCAUUUUUGCCUUUUCCAUGUUGGCUUUAUUUUUCAGCUCUUAUGGCCCCCCCUAUCGUUUUUCACACAGAUAUUCCACCUUGAGUCUGUCAGGUGACACCCCCGUCGUUAUGACGCCUUUGCUUGUUCACACUGAACCACAGCGAGUCAGAGCGGUUAAACACAGGCCGGCCUAAUCAGAGGGGCAUGACGUCUUAUGUGUCCCAUCGAGUUUUCGGGAAGGGCGGGCGCCACAUUCCAGCAUUUGACACUUGAUGAGUGUGCUGUUAGGCAGUGUUACAGUAGAUGGUUGAUAGCUGCUCACCUUUUCAAUAAAGGUGCUACUAACACACAAUGACACACCUCUCAUGAGCUUUCUGUUCCAAACUGGACCGACAAGGUUGCUUAUUUGAGAACUUAUGUGCCUUUGUUUUAUAUUAAAGAAAAGAGUUCUAGACCACAGCUUUUGGCAAAUGAGGAGCAACCAAUGCAGUGCAACAUCUCUCAAAACACAAACGGACUACACUAGAAUAUAUUGCACAGGAAGGGUGGAAAUAGUGGAUCGUGUGGACCCAGGUUCACACUGUUUCAUGAUUACUAUCUGCCGGCUUGAAGCUGAAAGCCCUCCGGUUCACUUUUGAACCUUUAACACAGAAGGUGUGGUCGUACUUGAAUCUCCCUGCUGUGAACAGGCGGUACAUAAAAGAGGUGGAACAUGAUGGUCAUGUCAUAAACAUGUGAAAGAAAAUGUCAGAAUGGCUCAAAAUCUUCACGCUGUCAUCACAUAUGUCAUCUGACCGAGCGGUGCACUCCUGGAUUUCCUCAUUGAGUGGUUUCAUAUAGUUCUUCCAAACGUUUCCAGCCCCCAUUUCCAUUUCAAUAAGAGCUGCUGCAGUUUUGUUUUUAUUUUCAGAGACACGUCAUCUAACAGAACACUUUGCUGAAACACAAGCACCGUUCGACUCCCUUUUUCUGCAGCGUUAACGUGCCGAGAGAGGCUGCGCUGGCAGACCAGCAGCAGAAAGAGCUUUGGUUACUUGUUUUGGGUAGUUAACUUUCAUAAUCGAUAUUGUAUGAUUGGUAGUUGUGUAGCAAGCAGUGCGAGCAGCUUUAAAGUGUAAAACACUUUUAGGAUGUAUGUAAACCGUCGCAGACGUUAGGCAGAUUUUUAUAUAUUAGAGAGCUUGAAUUACUGGAGGCUCACAGUUGCUGUAUUAAUGUAUAAUAACAAAUGAAAGACAAUGCUUAAACAUUAGUCAAUUAUUGUGUAUUGACUAUUAUUAUUAUUAAUAAUAAUAAUAGUAAUAAUUUCUGAGUUCUUUCCUUUUAUGGACAACAUUUUGAAUUGGUUACUGUAGUAAAUGUAAUAGUUGUGGAGACUGUAAUAAAAUAAGUUCAAAAACUUUUAAUAAGUUAAAUAUCUCGGUGUAAUAACGUAUUUAAUCUAUUAUUGCCCUU